Messenger RNA from Penicillium verhagenii, 1152 nucleotides. RefSeq names its product tRNA maturation protein LHP1. Gene Ontology annotation, cellular component: nucleus. Gene Ontology annotation, molecular function: mRNA binding. Gene Ontology annotation, biological process: RNA processing. Bases 1 to 1152 code for a protein of 383 amino acids. The transcript is spliced from 3 exons. NCBI's taxonomy places the organism in Eukaryota, Fungi, Ascomycota, Eurotiomycetes, Eurotiales, Aspergillaceae. The record is from RefSeq and is a predicted model, not a curated record.
AUGGCCGACGAACAGAAGCCCGCUACCAAUGUGGAGGCCGAGAAGGAUGUCCAGCAGGUUUUGAGCGAGCUGAAGGGCGAGAGCGGCGCCGAGAAGACCACCCAGGAAGACACUGAGGAGGCUCGCAUCGUCGCCGCGGCCGCCAAGCUGGGCGAGAAGUCUGAACAGUCCGAGCAGAGCACAGAGAAGCCCCAGAAGCAGGAGUCGCGCGGUCGCAACACCCGUAACGCUGCCAAGUUUGACGCCUCCACCCAGGAGGAGACUGACGACCCCGUUCAGAUCCGCAAGCAGGUCGAGUUUUACCUUUCUGACUCCAACUUGCCCUUGGACAAGUUCCUGCUCUCCAAGGUUGGCGGUAGCGCCAACAACGCUGUUCCCCUCGAGCUGCUGCACUCUUUCCAGCGCAUGCGCCGAUUCCAACCCUUUUCCGCCGUCGUCGAGGCCCUAAAGACCGCAGAGACCGUUGAGCUUGUUGACAAUGACACUGCCGUGAAGCGCAAGAUUCCCCUGCCCGAGUCAGUCACCACUGAGGUCGAUGAUGCGCGCGUCAAGGUGUGGGAGGACAAGACCAUGCCCCGCAGCAUCUACGCCAAGGGCUUCGGACGGGAGGAGCCUUCUACCCAGUUCGAUAUUGAGAAGUUCUUCGAGGCUUACGGACCUAUCAACGCCAUCCGCCUGCGUCGCGGUGAUGACCGAGGCUUCAAGGGCAGUGUUUUCGUCGAGUUUGUCUCCGAGGAUAAGCAAAAGGAGUUCUUGGCUCUCGAGGCCAAGCCCCAGUGGAAUGGCAAGGAGCUUAUCAUCAAGAGCAAGAAGGAGUACUGCGAGGAGAAGGUUGAGGAGAUUAAGAACGGCAAUGUUCAGCCCGGCCGAAAUGGCCGCGGCAACCGCGGUGGUCGCGGUGGCCGUGGAGGACGUGGCGGUCGUGGAGGUCGUGGACGCGGCGGCCGUGGUGGCCGUGGUGGUCGCGGUGGUGACCGCGAUGGUCGCGACUGGCGCGAGCGCCGUGAUGAUGACCAGAAGAGCGGCUUCAAGGAGCCCCGUCAGGAGAAGGAUGCCCGUGGUGUCCCCGUCAUCCAGAGCACCGGCGAGAAGCGUUCCCGUGAUGACGAAGCUGGCGACCGUCCCGCUAAGAAGGUUGAUGCUAAGGAGUAA